GAAGCGUUUGUUCAUAGAGAUAUCGAGUAUCGUGUACCUUGCUGCGAAGAGCACCCGCACUUUUGAAUUGGCCCAAGCUUUAGGAUUUGGGAAGGAUUCAGGAUAUCGGCGGCAGUAUCCUAGAGACUUUUGGGAAGCGCUUCUAAGAUAUAUGUCGUGAACAAUGGGGAAGUCUCGAUCGACUAACCAACAGUCCCAAUGUUUAAAUUCCUACAUUCAACCGUACUCUUAAGACUCCUUUGCCCAUCAUAUUCUUGCAUCACACAUCAUUGUUUUACCAUAAAAGACAUUUGUACUCUCUGAAUUAUACCUAUCUACCACGUCAUUCAACUGCCAACCGUCGAUAUGUGCCUAGCCACAAUGUUAAUAGCACUGAAGGCCAAUCUUGAGCCAACGGUACUCGUAAACCUUGGCAUGGGUUUACUGGUCUUGAUGUUAGCUUUCGUCGGAGCAUGCUGCCGUCAAGUAUACACAAAGCAUGUAGCCAAGGAACCAUUACUUCUCACUGUUGAACCCAAGAGCGCCAAGUUUAUACAGACAGAAGUAGAGAAAGAAAGGCACUUUAAUGAAUCGCAAAAGUCUCCAGGACAUCUGGCAAUACAGAGGACAAAGAACCAUCAUAUUCUUGGGCUGCAUGUUAGAUGACGCGAAUUACUGAAUGACAUUGUGCAUUCUUGAAAAAGAGAAAGGAAAAACACGAGUAUAAUUUGAAGCUUGAAAUGCUCAAUCGUUGUCGAAACCGCACGCAAACUAUCGCGUUUUAGGAAAGAUAGAUGUUAUAAGACUUCAGGAUGGGAGUACAGGCUGCUACAAGGGCUUUUUGGAAUUUUUAUAGGAAUUGAACUCGAGAUAUUGGCGCCGCCAUUUUUAAGGCGGGGUCUAAACGCAGGAAAUUGCCGGUUUGGUCUUCCAUGGCAUACCGGUCGUGUAUGAUUUUGGGAGCUUCAGCGCUCGAAUGGUGUAUAUGAUAUGUUGUAUCUUUUCUUGUACAUGUAUUACUGUUUUGCCAAUAAAUAUCAUCAGACAGUCCGA
This is a messenger RNA of Botrytis cinerea B05.10, 1032 nucleotides long. RefSeq lists its product as hypothetical. The record is from RefSeq and is a predicted model, not a curated record. The coding region runs from base 346 to 645 and encodes 99 amino acids. The transcript is spliced from 2 exons. Lineage: Eukaryota; Fungi; Ascomycota; Leotiomycetes; Helotiales; Sclerotiniaceae.